Molecule: messenger RNA, 1562 nt
Organism: Bactrocera dorsalis (oriental fruit fly)
Lineage: Eukaryota; Metazoa; Arthropoda; Insecta; Diptera; Tephritidae
Exons: 2
Coding region: 527-1063 (178 amino acids)
Biological process (GO): centriole replication; mitotic cell cycle
Cellular component (GO): centriole; centrosome
Molecular function (GO): calcium ion binding
Source: RefSeq, a predicted model, not a curated record
UUUACCCGCGAACGGCCAGCUGUUUGACCGUGAAAUACCAAUAAAAAUAAAUAAAACACCACCUUUGGUAAAAGGCAAUUAAAAGGAUAUUGAACACACAUAUGGAGGGGGUGGUUGAAUGAAUCUUACUAAAAUUGGAAAUUGUGUAUACAAGAACAACGAAUCACCCACCUGUUUUACUCCUUGCUACUACCUUGUGAAUUUAAUUUUGUGAAAUACGUAGAACGCACUUCGCUUGCUUCGAUUUUUCAAAAGAAAUUUGUUGACAUCGAAAUAACCAGAAAUUUGCUGUCAAUAGCAUAGCAGGAUCCAAUACGUGCACACGUCCCUGGGUGAACCGAGUCCUACAGUAAGGGCGUUGGUGACCACGGUCACGGCACUGUUGUGGUCACAGCAACGCGUCGUUGUUGUUUAUAAUUUUUAAACAAAUCAAUUACCACCAAAAUAGCCAACGCGAGAGUGUGAGUUUUCAUUUGCAGAUUAAAGUCCUGCAAGAAAAGUGUUGAAAGAAAUCAAAUACUUGAGAAUGGAUCACAGUCCGUCGAACGCUACUUUGCCGGGUAAGCGCCAGCAUCCAUCUACAAUGCAGCGUAAAAAAUCCGGCCCCAAAUUUGAGCUUUCCGAAGCACAAAAAGCCGACAUUAAGGAGGCUUUCGAUCUAUUCGAUACGGAGUGCACCGGUUUUAUAGAGGUCAAGGAGCUAAAGGUUGCAAUUCGAGCGCUCGGUUUUGAACCGAAGAAAGAGGAAAUCAAACGAAUGAUUGCCGAAAUCGAUAAAGAUGGCACUGGACGCAUAUCAUUCAACGACUUCCUACAACUAAUGACCAUGAAAAUGGCUGAGAAGGACACUAAGGAGGAAAUAUUGAAAGCAUUUCGCCUGUUCGAUGACGACGAUACUGGCUCGAUUUCCUUUAAAAAUCUAAAACGCGUUGCACGCGAAUUGGGCGAAACGCUGACCGAUGAGGAGUUGCGUGAAAUGAUUGAUGAAGCUGAUUUGGAUCAUGAUGGUGUGGUGAAUCAGGAUGAAUUUUUGCGCAUCAUGAAAAAGACAAGUCUAUAUUAGUUGUAUGUUUGUGGUUGUAGCGUGGCACCAAAUUGUGCUGUGCGUUGUUUCUAAUGGUCAUAAUGACUAGGCGGAAGGGGGUAUACUAUGUUUUUUUUUUUCUAUUUUUAAUAUUCUGUUUUGUAUAUUAAAUAUUUCGCAAUUUGUAUUUUAUUUCCACAAAUCUGAAAUAUUUAUGUUAUCAUGAUUUAAUUUUAACUUAUAAAGAAGGAUACCAUUCAUACUUACAAAUAAUACAAUAAUAACUUUGAAAUAGCUCUGCUGGACUUACAUAUGUAUACAAAACUGUUACUAAGUGUUUAUUUUUUCUUAUUGCUUUGUUAAAAUGCUUUAUUUCUCUAUUAAAUAUAUGAAAUUGUGCAUAUUGAAGAUGAUUGAGAAGGUUUGUGUACAUUUAAUUUAAUUUAUAGUACAAAACUGUGUAUGCGGUACUUUUAAGCGCGAUUCAGUGUCUUAACGGUUUUUGCAAAUGUAUUUAAAUGCGUUUACUUAAGGAGUA